AUGGUCGAUCCGGCGAAUACUGUUGGAAUUCCGGUGAAUCCAACUCCAUUGUUGACGGAUGUGCUCGAUAUCGUGAUCCCAACGAUCCGUAACCUCGAUUUCCUCGAGAUGUGGAGGCCUUUUCUUCAGCCUUACCAUCUGAUUAUCGUCCAAGAUGGAGAUCCAUCGAAGACGAUUGCUGUACCUGAAGGGUUCGAUUACGAGCUCUACAACAGGAACGACAUCAAUCGGAUUCUGGGUCCGAAAGCUUCCUGCAUUUCCUUCAAGGACUCGGCUUGUCGCUGCUUCGGUUACAUGGUGUCUAAGAAGAAGUACAUCUUCACAAUUGACGACGAUUGCUUCGUUGCCAAGGAUCCAUCUGGGAAAGCUGUGAACGCUCUUGAGCAACACAUCAAGAACCUUCUAUGCCCAUCGACUCCGUUGUUCUUCAACACCUUGUACGAUCCAUACCGUGAAGGUGCUGAUUUCGUCCGUGGAUAUCCUUUCAGUAUGCGUGAGGGUGUUUCCACCGCUGUUUCUCACGGUCUCUGGCUCAACAUCCCUGAUUACGAUGCCCCGACCCAACUCGUGAAGCCUAAGGAAAGGAACACAAGGUAUGUGGAUGCUGUCAUGACCAUUCCAAAGGGAACACUUUUCCCAAUGUGUGGCAUGAACUUGGCUUUUGACCGUGAGCUCAUUGGCCCGGCUAUGUACUUUGGUCUCAUGGGUGAUGGUCAGCCUAUUGGUCGUUACGACGAUAUGUGGGCUGGAUGGUGUAUCAAGGUGAUCUGUGAUCAUUUGGGAUUGGGAGUGAAGACGGGUCUUCCCUACAUUUACCACAGCAAAGCUAGCAACCCAUUUGUGAACCUGAAGAAGGAAUACAAGGGAAUUUUCUGGCAGGAAGACAUCAUUCCGUUCUUCCAGAACGUGAAGCUCUCGAAAGAAGCUGUGACGGUUCAACAAUGCUACAUUGAGCUGUCGAAGAUGGUGAAGGAGAAGCUAAGCUCCAUUGAUCCUUACUUUGACAAGCUUGCAGAUGCUAUGGUCACUUGGAUUGAAGCUUGGGAUGAGCUUAACCCGGCCACUAAAGCUUGA
This is a messenger RNA of Arabis nemorensis, 1074 nucleotides long. The record is from the annotation of a GenBank genome assembly. NCBI's taxonomy places the organism in Eukaryota, Viridiplantae, Streptophyta, Magnoliopsida, Brassicales, Brassicaceae.